Molecule: messenger RNA, 4852 nt
Organism: Python bivittatus (Burmese python)
Lineage: Eukaryota; Metazoa; Chordata; Lepidosauria; Squamata; Pythonidae
Gene: AIP
Product: AHR interacting HSP90 co-chaperone
Molecular function (GO): protein binding; peptidyl-prolyl cis-trans isomerase activity
Source: RefSeq, a predicted model, not a curated record
GCCGGUUUUUCAUGCCUAAGGUAAGCCUAGAACUCACAUUAAUUUUUUAAAAAGCCAUAAACCUAUGUAUUCACUCAAAACAAUCCCUGGAAGUGCAAUCAGUUUUACUUCCAUGUUUUAAAUGAUCAGAAACUUUUAUUGUACAGAAUAGCAAUAAAAGUUUCUGAUCAUUUAAAACAGGAUGAUAAAAAAAAUCUUCAGCCAACAAAGGAGCAAGAGUUACACUUUCUUAGUCUUUCACAAACACUCUGGGUUUAUCCAUGCAUUAUUACUAAACACCUUCACUAUUUAGAAGAUGUGUUUUCCCCUUCCAAUGCAUUUGCAUUAUUCGUGGCAACUAGAGAACAGCAGAUUUUGUUGUGGCCUGUGGUUCUAGAUACUGUAUAUUCAUUCAUGUGUUUGGAGUACUUGACAAGCAGGAUAUAAAGGUGCAGAAUCCAUCAAUCAAUAGAUGAGCUCAAUGUUGUUGUUGGGGGAAGCUCAGAAAAGGGCAGACUCUAAACAGCGCUUCCCCCUUUCCCCCCCUUUCUCACAGUCUCGUUAAGAAGGGGAAAACGGCAGCACCUUUCCCAGUAACGCACCCCUCUGGCCGCCCCUGUCUGGCUGACGGGCAGGGGAGCAGAUCGCCGUGGGAAGGGCUGACUGAGGCAGGGGCGGGGCUGCCACUGCUUCGGAUCGCCGGGAUCGGCAAGGGGUGGGCUAGAUGACCAUCGAAGUCCUGAGCCAACCCCACCGACGGGGAUCUGGUCGCCGGAGCCGAGGCUGAGCAAGUCCGCAAACGUUCCGACUCCUGCUCGGAACUCGUCUCCCCAAGUAGCGGGAGCGCAACUCCGGCAGGGGAAGCAAGCCCCAGAGGCGACAGACCUGUCCGGGAAAGCCAAAGCGGGUACGAGGCUCAGCGUCCUCAGGAUUUGGGAACCCUUGUUGUUGUUGUUUAGUCGUUAAGUCGUGUCCGACUCUUCGUGACCCCAUGAACCAUAUUGCGCCAGGCCUUCCUGUCCUUCACUGCCUCCCUGAGUUUGCUCAGUUUAUUUAGGGCUGAAUAAUAGUAACACCACCCCGCCGUCUCAGCUCCCCCGGCUUAGAGAUUCACCUUCCCUGCGGUCCGCUCGUCGCUCGGAAACUCUACCUCUUUGCGUUAGAUCAAACGCUGCGCCCGAGUCUUUCCGAAAGUUCCCGAUAGCUAACGGAUGUGUCCGAGACCGGAUACGGGGAAAGACGAGUGCAUCCGGAACAAGACGAACAAAGUUCGGCAAUCCAAAAUACACGAAGGCUACAUUGAAGCGGAAUCCGGUGAGAAGCCAUCAUGGUGGACCUGAUCGCGCAGCUCCGGGCGGAUGGGAUCCAGAAGCGGUUGGUGCAGGAAGGCCGGGGACCGACGCCUGAUUACCAAGAUGGUACCAAGAUUACUUUCCACUAUCGCACAAUGCUUUGCAGUUCAGAUCAGAAAGUUCUAGAUGAUAGUCGUACCCGGGACAAGCCUAUGGAGCUGAUCAUCGGCAAGAAAUUCAAGCUGCCUGUCUGGGAAACCAUCUUGCACAGCAUGCAGGAGGGUGAGGUGGCUGAAUUCUUGUGUGACACAAAGCACGUGGUCUUAUAUCCGAUGGUGUCCAAGAGCCUGAGGAACAUCGCAGCCGGGAAAGAUCCACUGGAGGGACAGCGGCAUUGCUGUGGCAUUGCCCAGAUGCAUGAGCAUCAUUCGCUGGGUUACCCAGACCUUGAUGAGCUCCAGAAAAACCCCCAGCCCCUCAUCUUUGCCAUUGAAGUGCUCAAGGUGGAAAGCCCGGGCACGUACCGGCAGGAUCCAUGGGCUAUGUCGGAUGAGGAGAAGAUGAAGGCUGUGCCCCUGAUCCACCAGGAGGGCAAUGAGCUCUUCAAGGAAGGCAAAGUGCAGGAGGCUGCUGCCAAGUACUACGAUGCUAUCGCUUGCCUUAAGAACCUGCAGAUGAAGGAGCAGCCAGGAUCUCCGGACUGGAUCCAGCUGGAUCAACAGAUCACUCCUUUAUUGUUGAAUUACUGCCAGUGCAAGCUGCUGAGUGAGGAGUACUAUGAGGUGCUGGAUCACUGCUCUUCCAUUCUCAACAAGUACGAAGAUAACGUCAAGGCCUACUUCAAGAGAGCCAAGGCUCAUGCCGCUGUCUGGAAUGCAGCUGAGGCUCAGGCCGACUUCGCCAAGGUUUUGCAGCUGGAUCCAUCGCUGGCCCCGGUGGUGACUCGGGAGCUGCGCAGCUUGGAGGCUCGCCUGCGUGCAAAAGACGACGAGGACAAGAUCCGUUUCAAAGGCAUCUUCUCCCAGUAGUCAUUGGACCGGCUGCUGAUGUUCUUGCUCAGGACAGCUCUGGCUUUACUAUUUGAGCCCCGGGUGAGGCUGUGUAAGUGACAUGUGUGGCUCCUUGUCAGGGCUAGCGUAUCCCCAUCCUCCACGCCGACCUUGGAGGGAGCCAGCUUUUCUUGCCAGCAAAGGCUGUGCUCUCCAUGCCAAUAGCACUAUUUGCUACUGCCAAAGUACGUGAGAGAUAGCAGAAAGCCUUUCUGAUUCUCCAGGCCAAAGGCAGGGUGGAUGGGAAGCAUGCCCCGAAUGCAUCCGCCGAUUAGGUGUGAGCCUCUCUUUCUCCCGUCACUGUUUUUUCUCUCCUGUUCUGCCGCACGUGGUGCCUUUGGGUCAUCUGAGCACAAGGAAGGAGACUUCCUUUCCUGGGCUGAUGUGUUAUGAAAGGGCUGGCAGAAGCUACUGGCUGAAGGGUUUGCUUUGAAUCGAGGCUUCUCUUCCAUUCCCAAAUCUCCUUUCUGCUGUGAGAGGAAAGGCCAGGCGUAGGAGCAUCAGAUCCCUCUGGGAAUAGCAGGGGCUUCCGCGUCUGAGAUGUGGGCAAGAGAGGAGGGGAUGCCAGGAAUGACAGUGCUGAGAGGUGACGGGCUCUUGAGUGUCUUCCCUGCUCCCUCUCUAUGGAAGCACACAAGCGCAGGCACAACCCCAAUUUGAUAUCCUUUCCCAGCUCCUUGCUGCUGCUUGGCUGUGUAGGAUUAUACCCGAUAAUCCCUCCCCCUCAACUCGGCUUUCUAAAAGGAGUUUAGAGAACAUCUCUGUGCAGGUUAAGAAGGGAAAGCAAAGCAUAUUGUAUCAGAGGGCAGACAGUAGCUCAUGUCUGCUGUAGCGAGGUGGCUGUGCUGGCAAGCUAUCCUCAGCUCACCCCUGGGUAAAGAAUCCUGCGCCGGCUGGGUGUGAGUUGAAGAGACGUGUGUAUCCUGUCGCCUUCCAGCCUUGGGCUGCUGCUGCUGCUGCUGCAGUUGGCCUGCCAAGGGACUCUUGUUCCUGUCCAACACUACUUGGGUUUGGUACACGAGAGAGAGUGGCCUGGCAGAUGUUGUUUCCUAAUUAAAAUAGGCUGAAAUCUUCCCUUCCUUCUUUCUGUAGAAGCCAUAGAGGCAGAGGUGAUCCUAGCUAGCCUGUCACAUCUAUGUACUGGAGCAGCCUAGUGUACUCCACCUCUCGAUAGCUUCUGGCUGCUUUGGAAAUCUCAGCCCUAAAGUCAUCGCUUCUUGAAUGCCAGCUUUCCUUCCAUCAGUAGCAGUUACUGGCAAAGCAGUCCCAGGGCUUAGGUUUUGUGGCCACUCCUCGUUCCAAACGUGGUCCGUUCUGAGUUUUGUCCUUCAGCAGAGUGAGAGAGGGUGGACGGGCAUGCAGUCCUGAGCUGUUCUUCCCUUGACAGAAACCAGCUCUCAGCUUGGGCUGCGGAGAGGUUGUCAGGGCCUCUCUCAAGAAAGAAAGCUCUGUGGCUGAGUUCCCCCAGGGCAUGCUACGUGCUGGAGGAAUUGGGUGGGGAACACCUUGCUGGAUUUAGCCCUGUGGACAGGAAAAUCCCCACUACUGCAAGCUGGGGCCUCACUAUUGACUAGCUUGUUUGUUUUUGAUGGUGCGGAAUAGUGGCUGAGAGUGAAGGCCCAUGCAGGAGCUAGGCUUCCUGGUUCCACUCCCCAUUCCCAGGUAAUGGAGAAUAGCAGUGUUUUGCUAUUCCUGCUGGGGAGGGGGGUUGCCUUUCAGCCCCUCCCACAAACAUUCUAUGGCAGCUUUUCCAGUCUAGGAUCAAAGACCUGGUUGGGCUGUGUGUAUGUGUGUGUGUGUGUUUUGGUUGCAGCCAGGAGGCAGAGUGGAAAAUAUUCCCUAAUGAGACCAGAAGAGGGACAUGUCUGGUGCGUGCAGCCUUCCAGAACUGGAGUGUGUAUGUGUGUGUGUGUCUAGCUGAGUUUGGACUGCCUUUGGAAAUCGCAUACAGAGGACCCAAAUGAGGAAGCUGGGGUAUGCAGAGCAGGAUAGUUUUUUUUUUCUUUCCUGUGGUGGAUGAGACUGUGAGAGUUGUUUCCUAUUGGGGACCAGAACAGGGUUGUAUUGUUGUUUCCUUCCAUCCUGCCUCAAUAUUUGUGUUGCCAAAGCCGUCUGCGAGCCUUUCCAGAUUAGCUAUAGAUCCACAAGCUGCCAGUUCACCGAUGUUAUCGCUAAAAUUGUUCAGAAUGUUCAUCACCUUCUUUAAGGGCCAUGAAUUAGAUCUGGUCUAUGUGUAUUUCUCUCACUAAAUUGCAGGGGACUUCAUCAUUAUUUAAUUUUAGCUGUUAGGCCAGGGAGCCCCUGUGUUCAAAUAAACUAAUCUCAAUCCAAUCCAUGGCUCCUUGGAAGAAAAUACACUUGGUUUCCCUGUGCAUUUCCCAAGUGUUGGUAAAGUGAUGCAUUUGUAUAGCUAGAGCUGCUCUCCAGAUGCUAGUUAUUGGCUGCUAUUUGCUGUGCCUUCUUUUGUGAGCUCUUGUGGAAUAAAAAGUAUGCUUCAAUAGCCUCUGGACCAGAGUUUCCUGGCUGUGAUGA